This is a messenger RNA of Triticum dicoccoides, 2224 nucleotides long. Its product is annotated as decapping nuclease DXO homolog, chloroplastic-like. Gene Ontology annotation, molecular function: mRNA 5'-diphosphatase activity. Gene Ontology annotation, biological process: NAD-cap decapping; nuclear-transcribed mRNA catabolic process. Gene Ontology annotation, cellular component: nucleus; cytosol. The coding region runs from base 117 to 1778 and encodes 553 amino acids. NCBI's taxonomy places the organism in Eukaryota, Viridiplantae, Streptophyta, Magnoliopsida, Poales, Poaceae. The record is from RefSeq and is a predicted model, not a curated record. The transcript has 13 exons.
GCCGUGUCGAUUCCCACUACAAACCCUCCCCCCGACCAGAAGAGAAGAAGAGAACCUUUCGUCUCGGCGGUCCCCCACUGACCCCCGACCCCGAACCCUCGCCGGCCCGCCCGUCCAUGGACUUCGCGGAGCAGGACGUCGACGUCUUCGGCGAGGAAUACGACGGCGCCGAAGCCGAGGCCGAGGGCGGAGGCGGCGCCUCCUCCGGCUCCUCCUCCCCCUCCUCAUCCUCCUCGUCCUCCGCCGCCGCCUCCUCCUCCUCCUCCAGCGCUGCCUCCAGCGGCCGCAGCAGCAGCCCCGCCGCCGGCGGCGGGGACGAGGACGGCGCCGACGACGGGGACGGCGGGGAGUACGACUCGUUCGACGUCGUGCCCGUCAGGCCCGCCGCCGGGUACGGGGACGAGGAGGAGGAGGCGAGAGAUUUGUUCGGCUCCGACAACGAGGAGUACGUCAAGACCCCCGCGCGUAGCAACUACCUAGUUCCAGUGCUGCCCCCGAUACGGAACGCCAACAAUUUUUCUCGAGGAGGACGAGGUGGCAGGGGCCCACCUCUUCUUCCAAGGCCAGGAGGCCAUCCAGGAGGACGAAAUAAUUUUGGCCAUGGCGGGAGGUUUUCGUAUGGAAAUGGGCGUAAUGUUGAAGGUUUUGUUUCAGAAAUGAAACUUAAUAAGAGUGAAGAAACUUUAUCUAGGAAGGCUGUUGCUUUUCAGGAGCCAUGUGAGAUUGCAUGCUACAGCCGUGUUGAGGGUGGGGAUGUAUAUUUUGAUGAUCGCAGCUUGAGGCUUUUCAAACGUAAUAUUUGUGAUUAUGCUGGUGAAGAUCUCAAUAAAGGAUUUGAAACGUUUAUAGAGAAAAGAGAUUUGGGUUCUCAAGGAUUUGGCGACCUUCUUGCAUGCAUAAGAAAUUCAAAUCUACCUCUUCAGAAUAUACAUUUUGUGACGUAUCGCAACAACCUUAACAAGAUAUUGGCCACGGCUUAUCUAAAAGAACCAUGGAAGAUGGGUGUGCACAAAAGAAAUGGUGUUGUAUACCUUGAUGUCCAUAAGGCUGCAUGUCAUUCUCAUCAUUUGCCUGUUAAAUUAGCUGGUGCCUUGAUGUUUGUAAUCAUAUUCGGAAUUGUCAUCAUUACAGCGGAUGAAUCUCUAAUGAAUAUCAAUUUGAUGUACCUUUUCUUGCUGGUGCUAUGUUUGAUCCUCAGAUGUUUUUGGGGCUAUUCUUUUGAAAAUCUUGCCACUGAGAACUCCAUUGACGAAGACGGAAGCGGUAUUGAUGCUAAUGUAGAGUAUUGUUCUGUAAUAAAGACGAAAUUGGGCGCGCAUCGCAUUGUCAUGGGUGCUGAGAUGGACUGCUGUGAUUCAACCGACGAUGGUAGGCGGUUCUAUGUGGAGUUGAAAACAAGCAGAGAGCUGGAGUAUCAUACGGUGGAAAAAUUUGAGAAAGAGAAGUUACUUAGGUUUUGGAUUCAAUCAUUCCUUGCUGGCGUGUCGUAUGUUGUCGUGGGAUUCAGGAAUGAUGCUGGUGUACUUAUACGAACUGAGAGACUAAGAACUAAAGAUAUUACACAAAAAGUGAAAGCAAAGAACUACUGGCAGGGUGGUGUCUGCUUGGCCUUUGCUGACGAGGUUUUAUGCUGGCUGUAUGGCACUGUCAAAGAAAAUGAAGACUAUGUUCUGCAAUUUGCACACCCGUUCCAUCGAUUGGAACUAUUAAAAGCCCAGUCUCCAUGCCCCGAGGCAAUAACUCUGCAUGUGGAACAGCUCACCGGUGCAACAAACUAGAUCUGUUCCCUAGCAAAGCUUCGGCGCUGAUGUUUCGCUAAACGGACAGCUUUGAGGGACCUUACGUAACAGCGUCGCGUCUUAGAAUGGUUUGAGCUAUAGUUCGAGGGGCUGAUGCGGAUGCAUAAGAGACUGACGGUGUCAUGCUAUAUGUUCGGUCGGUAACUGGAGGCAGUACGGUCACGGUUUGCUCUUUGAGUGUCCAAAGAGAUUUUGAAGCCAUCGAACACUGUAUUUCUUCUGUAAUACCAAGUUAUAAAUUAGGGAAGUGCAGAGUUACACUGCCAUUGUAACGGUUCAUCGCUCAAGGCACCAACGAUGUGUAACUUUUGUACCAAUGAUGAUAUUGAAUUUUAAAGACGGAUGCUGCCAUGCCAUGGUAACAUGCCAAGAACACCCCUUGGAGUUAUGUAACUAGCGGUAUAUGCUAAGAGUUUCUUUUCGGA